This is a messenger RNA of Coregonus clupeaformis (lake whitefish), 7911 nucleotides long. RefSeq names its product transcription initiation factor TFIID subunit 4-like. Lineage: Eukaryota; Metazoa; Chordata; Actinopteri; Salmoniformes; Salmonidae. Gene Ontology annotation, cellular component: transcription factor TFIID complex. Gene Ontology annotation, molecular function: RNA polymerase II general transcription initiation factor activity; protein heterodimerization activity; DNA binding. The record is from RefSeq and is a predicted model, not a curated record. Gene Ontology annotation, biological process: DNA-templated transcription; transcription initiation at RNA polymerase II promoter. The transcript is spliced from 15 exons. The coding region runs from base 220 to 3216 and encodes 998 amino acids.
AUGUUUCCUUCUACAUCUUUAUGAUACAUGUUUUGAAGCACUACUAUACGGCGUCUUGUGGAAUGAAAAACUUUGAGGUGCAAUAUCCAGCGCAAAUCUCCAUAAUAGUAGUAUGGUGGUCCUUUCUUGAAAUUCUAUUUCUACAUUCGAAAGGGCCACAAAGCCCACGCGCAUGCGUACAUUCUAAAUUACGAUUUGCACAACUGUCUAUCAUCAAAGAUGGCGGGAGCCUCCGACCCACUGGAGGACAUGCUCUUCAAUGAGGUAGACGAAAAAGCUGUAAGUGACUUAGUGGGCUCUUUGGAAUCGCAACUUGUCAGCCAAAAGACUUCGCCCGCCACAUAUUCCAAUAUCAAGCGAGAAGGAUCUACGGGGGCUGUCAGCCAGUUCUCAGGGAAACUGCGUGAUCAAGUGGGGUCUCUGGAGCCGCCACAACAAGGACACCCAAAAGCGGUGUUAAACGCGGAACCCAUCGCGAAUCAGGCGAUUUCCAAUAAGAUUAUCACCACUUCUACCUCUUCCAUCACUACUGGGGGUGUUCUACACGCUGGUACCAAUCUACAAACAUAUGGAGCCGCAUCUCAAACCAUUUCCACCGCACCACCAGGAUCAGUAACUUUGUCUGCUCAGCCGACUAGCUUCAACAGAGGGACUGUUUUGGGUCCUGCUGGCACAUCGGUGGUGACUGCUCCCAACCCAAACAUCACAACAACAACAACUAUCAGGACUGCUUCACCUGGUUUACAGAGUUUUAACGGUAGCACUGUAGCUGUGAAGUUGGUCAACUCGCCAGCAGCUUCUGAAGUUGGGUCAGGCAGCAGCACUGUUAUAAGUACUGUCAGUGCGGGCAACUCCAAUAUCAUUGUGUCCAUGACUUCACAGCCUCCUUCUCUGCCAAACUUUCCUGGACCUCAACAAUCUGCAGUGGCUACUACUCCCACUAUUGCAUUGCAAAGACAGCCCAACCUCAUGGCCAUUGCCUCACAGAAUGGAGUAAUAGACCCCAAGGUUUCUGCAGUGGUCACACAGGGUGCAGGUUCCCUAGGGGCCACCACCACUCAGGUCAUGAACCACAGUAACACUCUCAUGCACACUAAAAUGGUGGCACCCAACCAGCCAGUCUCUGCUGGCCAAUCAAUAAUUCUUGGAGGGUCUCCCUCUCCUGUUGUUGUUAACUCACCAAUAAGCCAGGCACAGAGUGUGGGGAGUCCCACUCUCACAGCUGGGGUGAAACCAACGGUUAAUGGAGUUGGUCAACCCACAGUGACCAUCGUGAGGCCGCCCGGUGCUCCUGUGAUGGCCACCUCCGUACAGCAGCAGAGACCUGGGCUGUUGGCAAGUACCACGAGGACUGCUGCACCACAGCUGGCCAUCAGACCACCACAGAAGACCACCAUUCAGUUACCCCCUGGAUUUACCAUACCACCCGGUAUGGUGCUGGUGCGUACGGACACGGGCCAGCUGGUGAUGGUGCCUCAGCAGGUUCUAGCCCAGGCCCAGGCUAAGACCCAACAAGGCCAGGCUGCUGUCUCCAACAUCUCCCCCCAGCCUGGAACCCCCACCGCUGGGGCCACCAGAGUCAGCACUCCCAGCCAGGCCCCUGGUACGCCCCAGGCUGUCCGUCUGGCAUCCCCUUUCCAGGCAAGAAUGGCGCAGUCCCCCUCUCCCUCUAGCCCUGCUAUACAGAAGGCCAUAACCAUGGCUCCUGCGGGUGCGUCUGUGUCAGUGAAGAUGACCACCCCUCAGAAGGCCCAGUCGGUGAUCACGGGGGGCCAGGCCAUGGUCAAGCCUGGUGCUGUACGGCCUACUAUCACCCUGAACACUCCCGCAGCCAGUGCCUCCGCAUCCCCUACCACAGGAACUGCACCAGUCUCCCAGGAAAUGCAAGAGAAUGUGAAGAAGUGCAAGAACUUCCUGUCCACCCUGAUCAAGCUGGCGUCCCACAACUCCCCCUCCCCUGACACAUCCAAGAACGUCAAGACCCUGGUGCAGGAUCUACUGGAUGCUAAAAUCGAGCCUGAGGAGUUCACCACGAGUCUGCAGGCUGAGCUGAAAUCCUCUCCACAGCCGUACCUCAUCCCCUUCCUCAAGAAAAGCCUCCCUGCCCUGCGGCUGUCUCUUCUCAACAACCAGCAGUCUCUUCUGGCCUCCACCUCCGCUUCUGCCCUGGCCAUCCCCUCCACCACCACCAUCAGGGCCCGGCUCCCCACCACCGUCAGCCCCGCCACGGGCAUCGUCAGGACACCUACUACUGCCCUGGGUGUGAGAAGAGCAGGAGUCCAGGGAGUCCAGACCCGCAUGCCCAUGGUCAUCAGUCAGACCAUACGACCACAAGGCGUAGUUACAAGAGGACCCGCUAUUAUCCCAGGCAGAAGUCCUGUGGGCAUUGGUGCCCAGGCCUCUGCCAAUCAGAAGAAGCUGAAUGAGCCUGGAGGUGGGACGUUCAGAGAUGAUGAUGACAUCAACGACGUGGCGUCCAUGGCGGGGGUGAACCUGAACGAGGAAAACGCCCGCAUCAUGGCCACCAACUCUGAGCUGGUGGGCACCAAGAUCCGCUCCUGUAAGGACGAGGCCUUCCUCCCGCCAGGCCUGCUGCACAGACGCAUCAUGGAGACUGCCAAGAGGUUUGGGGUGACCGAGGUCCCAGCUGAGACCGUGAACUACAUCUCCCAUGCUACCCAGGCCAGGCUGAGAUCCAUGCUGGAGAAAGUGUCCACUAUCGCCCAGCACCGCACCGACGGGGGCAAGGAUGAGGAAUGGUAUGAGCCGUCGACAGACGUUAGGGCCCAGCUCCGCUUUUUUGAGCAGCUGGACAGAAUGGAGAAACAGAGGAAGGACGAACAGGAGAGAGAGGUCCUACUCAAGGCUGCCAAGAGUCGCGCCAGACAGGAGGACCCAGAACAAGCUCGGUUGAAGGCGAAAGCUAAGGAGAUGCAGCAGGCAGAGCAGGCCCAGAUCCGUCAGCGUGAAGCCAACCUCACUGCCCUGGCUGCCAUCGGGCCCCGCAAGAAACGCAAGAUGGACUCGCCAGGGAGCUCCACAUCGGGCACAGAGGUUGCUUCGGGUUCAGGGGACGGCUCUUCCACAGCCGUCUCCUCCCGCCAACAGCUCCGUCAGCGGAUCACGCGAGUCAACCUCAGGGACUUUAUCUUCUGCCUGGAGCAGGAGAGGGCCACAUCCAGGUCCUUACUGCUCUAUAAGGCUCUCCUGAAGUAGUGAAGUCCCCCAGGGUUCAGUACUCAGUUAAUUACACAUUCUUACUGUUCUACACAGCUCUCCUGAAGUAAUGGGGGUCCCACAAGGUUCAGUACUCAGCCCAUUACAAAUCCUUACUGUUCUUCACAGCUCUCCUAAAGUAUGGCGUCCUACGGGGUUUAGUAUUCAGCCGGCCCGUUACAAAUCCAUAAGGGUUCUUUACUCGACCCGAUAUAAAUCCCUACUGUUCUACACAGCUCUCCUGAAGUAGGGCGUCCAACAGGGCUCUGUACUAGGCCCAUAACACAUUUGAGAUAAGUAAAGUUUCCCCUUAGCCCCCAUCUCUACACACGCCCUCAUUCCCAUACCACACUAUCAUAUAGCCCCCCCAUCUCUACACACACACACUCAUUCCCAUACCACACUAUCAUAUAGCCCCCCCAUCUCUACACACACACACUCAUUCCCAUACCACACUAUCAUAUAGCCCCCCAUCUCUACACACGCCCUCAUUCCCAUACCACACUAUCAUAUAGCCCCCCCAUCUCUACACACGCCCUCAUUCCCAUACCACACUAUCAUAUAGCCCCCCCAUCUCUACACACGCCCUCAUUCCCAUACCACACUAUCAUAUAGCCCCCCUCUCUACACACGCCCUCAUUCCCAUACCACACUAUCAUAUAGCCCCCCAUCUCUACACACACACACUCAUUCCCAUACCACACUAUCAUAUAGCCCCCCAUCUCUACACACGCCCUCAUUCCCAUACCACACUAUCAUAUAGCCCCCCCCAUCUCUACACACGCCCUCAUUCCCAUACCACACUAUCAUAUAGCCCCCCCAUCUCUACACACACGCCCUCAUUCCCAUACCACACUAUCAUAUAGCCCCCCCAUCUCUACACACACACACUCAUUCCCAUACCACACUAUCAUAUAGCCCCCCCAUCUCUACACACGCCCUCAUUCCCAUACCACACUAUCAUAUAGCCCCCCCCAUCUCUACACACGCCCUCAUUCCCAUACCACACUAUCAUAUAGCCCCCCCAUCUCUACACACACACACACUCAUUCCCAUACCACACUAUCAUAUAGCCCCCCCAUCUCUACACACACACACUCAUUCCCAUACCACACUAUCAUAUAGCCCCCCCAUCUCUACACACGCCCUCAUUCCCAUACCACACUAUCAUAUAGCCCCCCCAUCUCUACACACGCCCUCAUUCCCAUACCACACUAUCAUAUAGCCCCCCCAUCUCUACACACACACCCUCAUUCCCAUACCACACUAUCAUAUAGCCCCCCCAUCUCUACACACGCCCUCAUUCCCAUACCACACUAUCAUAUAGCCCCCCCAUCUCUACACACACACUCAUUCCCAUACCACACUAUCAUAUAGCCCCCCAUCUCUACACACGCCCUCAUUCCCAUACCACACUAUCAUAUAGCCCCCCAUCUCUACACACGCCCUCAUUCCCAUACCACACUAUCAUAUAGCCCCCCCAUCUCUACACACACACCCUCAUUCCCAUACCACACUAUCAUAUAGCCCCCCCAUCUCUACACACACACCCUCAUUCCCAUACCACACUAUCAUAUAGCCCCCCCAUCUCUACACACACACACUCAUUCCCAUAUUACACUAUCAUAUAUCACCCCUCGCAUCUGAUGCUAAGCAACCCCACGCCACCCUAACGUUGCUCCUAGAUCAUACUGCCCCUUAGGACAGGUACACUGCUGGCCACAUCCUUGUUUUUACAUCACGUCUAGUCUCAUUCACUAUCUGUGUGCUUUACAAUGCUGAGAGCCUAGAAGCUGGCAGGCGGCCACUCAACGCUAUUUAGAUUUUUUGACCAUGGCUCCUACUAUGUACCUCAAGAUGCCUUUUGAGUCUCUGUCCCAAUCCAUUGUGUCAUUCUCAAACAACCUACAGUAGUAAUAUUUAUGUCAGGGUCCUUGCUAUUUUAGCCUAAUGGCUCCUCACUAAGGAUGUUACAUCACAUCGUAUAGACUUGGACCAACAGGAUUGUUUGGUCACCGUGGUCAGGAUCUGUGCUCUCCAGGGGCCUUAUUUAUCAACUGGGCGUACAUUUCUUACUAAAUUCUGGCGUAUGUGGAGAUUGUAGGAUUUAUCAAACUGUCGCACGCAACAUAUACCCAUGUUUUUAUUGAUAAAUCAGAACCUAAUUAUAUUUUUGGGCUUGGAACGAGCGCUACAACCUACAGCCUGGAAAACGCCUUUUAUUCACCUUUUAUGCUAACAAAAAUGCCCUAAUUUGCUGUAUGAUUUGGAAAUGUUGGAACUGGGGCAUGUCCAUUUCUAAAAGAAAGCGGAAUAGCAAAUUUGAUUGCAUUUUUGUAGCGGUGUGGGCAGAAUGUUUUAAUCUUUUGCAGAGACUUUCAAAAUAAAAAUGCAUCCUGCCUAUAGCGAUUGUCAAACACUGGUCGCGCAUUCUGCAAGAUUGAUUAUCUAUUGAACAAUUUAAAAGUAAAUGUUGCCUACAGCCGACAUUGUUGUUCAAUAUUUUGUUUAUCAAUGCAUGAUUGUGUUUAUCUCCUGCCUUGGUAUAGGCUCUGAGAUUAAAUAGGCUAUUAUGUCGCGCUUCUAUCACACAGCAAUACUGUACCCUACCCAUACUGUCAUAGGCUACUGGUCUAUUUACUUUUGAGCAUGGUUGGCAAUUGAAUGAGCAAUGAAUAAAUGGUAGGCUAAAAUAUGUUGUGGAGCGGGAAUAAUCCAGUCAUGUCAGAAAAAGAGAGACACACCCUGCAAUAUGAUUGUGAUUUAGGCCUAUAUAAUAAAAGUCAAAUAAAUAUAUUAGGCGACAUGCUGCUAUGCGAUCUUCUUACCAACGGCGAAUGCAUCUGUUUUAUCAUUAGGCCUACGUUUUAAUGUUUUUAUUAGCCUACCAUUAUUAUAAUUCCUGUGCAUCAAACACAUCCAUUUCCCCCAAAAGAACAAUCUUUGCUUGCAAUACAGUUGAUCAACCACUAGAAGUUGUGCGUACGCAUGGUUUGAGAUUUGCGUGGAGAUGCGCACUUUCCCGUCAAGUUCAAAAUUGAUAAAUACCAACCUUUGCGGGAAAACUGGCGCACGCAAGGUUUAGUCUUUUCUGUGUGCACACACCUUUGAUAAAUGAGGCCCCAGGUCAAAACCUACAAACACGGAUCUGCAUUAUGUACAUUUUCCCCCAACAUAUUGAAGAGGAAGGAACCAUUUCAAAAUCAAAGAUAAUGUUUGCAUUUUAUGUACUGGGCAAGUACUGAGUUUUGAAAGAACAACAUAUUGUAACAUGUUUUAAAGGUAGACUCAGCAAUAUGACGGAGAUGCAGAAAGUAAACCGCAUAGUGGGUCAAUUUCCGCAACAACUAAGAGCGUUGAAGCGUGAGGCUCAACUUCUCCACUGUUUUGGUCCCUCGGCUACCACGCUUUGAACAGCGUAAAGCGAACCCGUGCACAUGCGCAGAUACUGUAUGACUGCAUCUCGCUCAUCUCAAUAUCUGCUGCUUGUGGCAACAAACCAUACAGUGAAUGUUGAAGAGAAUCCUAUUGUUUUGAUAGUGGUCAGAUAAAUGGACCAGGAGUAUUGUGAUGCCUUCUAUUAAAACACAACACGUAUACAUACUGUACAUACUAGUUCCAGACCUGGGUCCAAUACUUUCAAAUACUUGAGCUGAGCUCGAUUUAGAUUACCUGGUACAAUAGAACCUAUGGAAUAGUCCCAUUAAAUGCAAACACCAAGCUAAAUCAAGCCCACCUUAAUAACUAAAGUAUUUGACCCAGGUUUGGCUAGUAUACAUGGUACUUUAGGGUUCAUAUUACGGUAUUACUGAGCAGAAUGUCUGGUAGUUAUUAUGGCAGAAUAGUGAAACAUCUUAAGAUUUCUUUGUUUCAUUUUUUUUAUGUGUAAAAAAAAAAAAAAAUCUGUGUGCCAACUCUGUUGAUAUUCUAUUCUAUGGUUCAUGCAUAAACUAAUCUCUCCUAUUGUAGACGUGAAUCUAGAUUAAUUACCAGUAGCCAUUUAAAGAUAUAAGUAUCAUUAUUCAGAUUCAACCUCAUCACAGAACACAGGGAGCUGGCUCUCUUAUGCACUCACUCAGGCUAAUCAACAAUGUUAAUGAAAUGAAGAUGACAACUAACAAUGCGGUCAUGAUAUUGAGCACCAUUCCUAUAUAGUUUUCUUCUCAAGACCUUAAAUUCCAUCCGGGACUUUCUAUUCACAUAAAAAGUCCAUCACUUGCAGAAGUUGCAGCACCGCUCAACAAGAUCUAUUGAGUGAUUGACUAUUUUAAUUCUGAUGAUCAACAUCAAAAUGUCAAUCUGUUGCGGUGAUCUGUCAAGUAUUUUUUAUAAUGCUAAUGGGAUACUACUGCUUCCUUAUUUUUUGGGGGUCGAAAGCCCAUUUUUUCAGUUUCACUUGUCCAUUAAAGGUUUUUAAUGCUUUAAAUGUAUUUUUUACUGUAACAUGCAUUUGUUUUCUAUAGUGCAUAGUUCUAAUUGAUAAAUGACAUAAAGCUGUGGUGUAUGUAUAUUCAAGUUUAGAGUCUGGGUCUUAAGCACCCAGCUACUGGAUCAUGUGUUGAAGGACACAUUUCUGUGACUAUUUAUAUUUCCUACUGUCUGUGCAUUCAAACCUGACGCAUUUCAGGUGAUGCAAUUUUAGUAUUGUUUGUACCUUUGCAAAAAAACAAUAAUAAAGAAAGUGAUUGAAAAGCA